AUGUCUAAGCAUAUAUUAGAUGUGUCACCAUCAUUUCUUUCUAUCAUUAAGAUUAACCAGAUCAAUAAAUUUCCAGUAUCUCUGCAUGAGUUCAGAAUUAGUGGAAAACAGUUUUGAAAGAUUUUAGCUUCUGGUAGACAUCACAAAGAGCUAUCUUUCACAUGCUGUGAACUUAUGAUAUCCAAAGACACUAAUCUAUCCAAUGGUAUGAGCAGAUCUAGUCUUGAGAAGUUAGUCUUUACAUAUUGCAAAAUCCCUGGCUGCAGUCCAAAAGCUUUGGUAAAACUAUACAAAGCUUUGAUUCCUAUUCUGGCAACAUCAGAGGACCUUAAGCAGAGUUUAAAAAUCUUAAACAUCUCCAAUUUUUCUAAUCUCAACGCAGACGUAAAAUCUAUCCAAGUGAGAGUUUCAAGUGUGGCUGCUAAAUGUGACUUUCAUAAUCUCAUAAUUGAUCCCAGAUAA
Messenger RNA from Moneuplotes crassus, 462 nucleotides. The record is from the annotation of a GenBank genome assembly. NCBI's taxonomy places the organism in Eukaryota, Ciliophora, Spirotrichea, Euplotida, Euplotidae.